AUGUUUUUUUUCAGCAUAUUCCUACUCUGCACCAUCUUCUCGACUCUCGUGAAUCAGAUCAUGCCCAAAUUUGUCGUCCAGCGUGCCCUGUACGAGGUCCGGGAGCGACCAUCGCGGGACUAUCCAUGGAAAGUGUCCAUCUUGUCGCAGAUGCUGGUCGAAGUGCCCUGGCAGGUUGGACUGGGUGUCUGUUCGUGGGCAUCCUUUUACUUCUCGGUGAUUGGGCCCGACCAAAGCUCCCAGCGCAGAGCCCUGGUCAUUCUGUUUAUUUUGCAAUUCUAUGUCUACGCGGCGAGCAUGGCGCAAUUAGUGGUGUGUGACAUUGGGGAACCUACGCUGGCAGCCAUGUUAGCAACCCUGAUGUUCGGUCUGUCCUUCAUUUUCAAUGGAGUCAUGCAGCCCCCGAGUCAACUGCCCCGGUUCUGGAUCUUCGUGUAUCGCAUUUCCCCAUUCACCUACUACGUGGGUGGGAUUAGCGGGACUGCUCUUCAUGGACGACCGGUGCAGUGUAAUGACCAGGAGAUGAGCGUCUUCGAUCCGCCUCCGGGUCGGAGUUGCCGGGAAUAUCUUGCGCCGUAUCUCUCGAAGGCUGGUGGCCAGCUGUAUAACCCCAAUGAAUACUUGUCGUUGCGUGAGAUCUACUGGGGCGACCGGUGGCGGAACUACGGCAUCUUCUGGUGUUAUUUUGUGUUCAACAUCUUCUGUGCGAUUGCGCUGUACUAUGUGUUCAGGGUACGGAUGUGGAAUGCGCAGAAGGGGAGGAAGUGA
Messenger RNA from Aspergillus terreus NIH2624, 768 nucleotides. RefSeq lists its product as uncharacterized. NCBI's taxonomy places the organism in Eukaryota, Fungi, Ascomycota, Eurotiomycetes, Eurotiales, Aspergillaceae. The record is from RefSeq and is a predicted model, not a curated record. The transcript is spliced from 2 exons. Gene Ontology annotation, molecular function: ABC-type transporter activity. Gene Ontology annotation, cellular component: membrane. The coding region runs from base 1 to 768 and encodes 255 amino acids.